Messenger RNA from Arthroderma uncinatum, 390 nucleotides. RefSeq lists its product as uncharacterized. The transcript has 3 exons. The record is from RefSeq and is a predicted model, not a curated record. Gene Ontology annotation, cellular component: mitochondrial inner membrane. Lineage: Eukaryota; Fungi; Ascomycota; Eurotiomycetes; Onygenales; Arthrodermataceae. Bases 1 to 390 code for a protein of 129 amino acids.
AUGAAGGCCAUUGAAAGCGAAAUAUCUCGGUCCUCUCCAGCUUCCCCAAAAGAGACAAAUCGCGAACCUCGGCUCUUCUGUUUUUCCGGCGGCCGAAAGUUGACCGGAAAGAAUGACGCCCAAAGAAACGAACGAACCGCCAUCACCACCAACCACCGGAGCGUCGUCGCAUCUUCUCAGCUCGGAGACCUGGUGGGACUGUUCAGAAACGCCAAACGAAGCACCCCAACUAUGCCUUCCACCAACCAUUCGAUUAAGGUGCCUCCGGGCCCGCCAUUGUACAGAUUCGCUGCCACUGCUCUUGGAGCUAGCAUGUGGUUCUGGUUGAUGUACCGUGCUAAGAAAGACGGCCCUGUCCUCCUCGGCUGGAAGCACCCAUGGGACCAUUAA